AUGAAGAUUAAUUCCGAGUCGCCAACGACGGCUCCUCAUUCAUCCUCCAAUUGCAGGAGCGUCUUUCGGGUCCCUUCGAAAUUAGUAGUUGCAUCCGGAGUAAUCAUCAACAUUACCCACGACGACGCCGGAGGAACACCCUUAGCCAUCCAUCCAGCUCGGAUUGAACCAGAGUGCCGACAGAAGCACAUGGGUCAGGAUGACAAUGUCAAAGCAGCACAGCAUGAACAUAACGUCAAAGAAUCCGUCACUGGACACGGACACGGUAGGGUUGAGUCUCCAGAAGAGGACAAGUCUAACUUUCUCUCCUCCGUAACCCAACUGCUUUUUGCCUCCACGUCUCAUGUUGCCGUCUCAGUCGGGCCCGAUUUGCUGCCGCUUUCGUUUCUUUGCGCGAUUGCAAACGGACGACCAAGAUAA
Messenger RNA from Fomitiporia mediterranea MF3/22, 420 nucleotides. RefSeq lists its product as uncharacterized. The record is from RefSeq and is a predicted model, not a curated record. The transcript has 5 exons. NCBI's taxonomy places the organism in Eukaryota, Fungi, Basidiomycota, Agaricomycetes, Hymenochaetales, Hymenochaetaceae. Bases 1 to 420 code for a protein of 139 amino acids.